GAAGGAUACACAUCUCUGUGUAACUUCAGCAUUGAGCAAGUUGGAUUUCAGAUCCAGUUUGUUUUCUACGGCAUUCGUAAAGUGUUGCAAGGGGUGAUCGAUUAUGGAGGGUUCGCCCAGGAGGCGCUCAGCUGUGAAUAUUUUUAGCAACUUUUUUCAGGGUCGGAGGCAUUCUUCCUCUGAUCCCUUUCUCCGCAUACUCCAAAGGCGCCGGAGCUCAGUUGUAGAGGUCCUCUCAUCAUCCACGCACCGUGUUAUGGUGGCCAUAUCAUCUGUAAGCCCUGCAGAGUUGAAUGCAACUUUUCCUGAGAAAAAAAGAAAUUCAAGGCGUCCAACCGCAAAAUAUACUAAGGUAGGGGAACGCCUUCGCCAUGUCAUUCCUGGUCAUAUGCAGUGUUCGAUGGCAUGUGGUGGACGUGCUUGCAAGUAUGAAAACCCAGGUCGAUGGAGUGACCAAGAGCAAGCUAUUAAAGGACUUUACUCUUCCUGGAUAACAGAUAAUAUAUUGGCCAUGGCUCGACCCUCAACAGAAAUUAUUGAGAAGUAUAACAUUAUUGAGCAGUUUCAAAGGUGUGACAUAAAAACAGUAAUUAACCUUCAGCGUCCUGGGGAGCAUGCUAGCUGUGGCAACCCGCUGGAACAAGAAAGUGGCUUUACCUACCUUCCUGAAGCUUUCAUGGAGGAUGGAAUUUAUUUUUAUAAUUUUGGAUGGAAGGAUUAUGGCGUGGCAUCUCUCACUACUAUACUGGAUAUGGUAAAAGUGAUGGCUUUUGCCUUGCAGGAAGGGAGGGUAGCUGUUCAUUGUCAUGCAGGACUUGGCCGAACAGGUGUUUUGAUAGCUUGUUACUUAGUUUUUGCAACAAGAAUGACUGCAGAUCAAGCAAUUCUUUUUGUUAGGGCAAAAAGGCCUAAUUCUAUUCAAACCAGAGGACAGUUAGUAUGUGUAAGAGAAUUCACUCAAUUUUUGAUCCCUCUAAGAAAUGUGUUUGCUUGCUGCGAGCCCAAAGCACAUGCAGUUACUCUGUCCCAGUAUCUGAUCCGUCAGAGGCAUCUGCUCCAUGGUUAUGAGAGUAGACAUCUCAAGUAUGUGCCAAAACUUAUUCAUCUAGUCUGCAAGCUGCUGUUGGACUUGGCUGAAAACAGGCAAGUGAUAGAGGAGGAAUUAUUAGAUAUACCAGAUCUCUCUUCUGAAAUUGAAGAGGCUGUUUCUCAGUUGGACUCUACACAGCUAGAUAAAGAGUUAACAAGACAGAACAGUGACACAUCAGAGCCAUUCUCCCACUCAGUAGUGGGAAAUGUCACUUUUGAAACCCAGGAUUCUGUUUUCUCCCAUGAACACAAAUAUGAUCCUCUUUGGAAGAGGCGGAAUGUUGAAUGCCUUCAGCCUUUGACUCAUUCAAAAAGACGUCUAAGCUAUAGUGACUCAGAUUUAAGGAGAACUGCAUUUCUCCUGGAACAAGGAGAAACUCCAUGGACAGUGCCUGCACAAGUACCAUUCUUUGACCAACUUAAGCAGCAGAACACUAGGGAACAUUUUCUCUCUUCAGGCAUUCAGUCUCCUCAGCUGGAUUUAAACAAAGAGGCCUUAGUUCGUAGUACAUUUAUUUUCUGGAGUCAAGGUAAAUUCAGUUUAGAUGGACAAAACAAUUUCUAUACAAAAAAAUCGCCAAAAGAAGUGCAGCGUAGUAAAACCUUUUCCUCAGGUUUUGAACGUGUACAUAAUGACAGGGAAGCAAGAACAUCAAAAUGUAGUUUUGCAAAGGACAUUGGUCACAGAAAGAAGCGAGAGACUAAUGUAUAUGGCAGAAGAGUUUGUGCAUCUGAGGACUCUGAUAAUUCUGCUUUAGAAGAAAAAUCAUCUAUUGGAUAUGAAAGUCAAGAUAGUAAAGAUCUAUUGGAAGCAGUUCCAUACAUUGUUUUGCAAUCAGAAUUAAGUCUGGAUGCACGAAGAAUUUUGGCAGCUAAAGCCCUUGCAAAUCUUAAUGAAUUUAUGGAUGAGGAGAAAGUGAAACAGAAGGUAGAAAUGUGGCAGAAAGAACUGAAUUCUCGAGAUGGAGCUUGGGAUAGAAUUUGUGCCGAGAGAGAUCCUUUUGUCCUUUGCAGCUUGAUGUGGUCCUGGAUAGAGCAACUAAAAGAACCUGUUAUAACCAAAGAGGAUAUUGACAUGUUGUCAAAAAAAUGCACAGAAUCACCAGAAACUCUUAACUUACUAGCAAAGGAACAAUAUCAGACUAUUCUUUGUAUUUUCCAUUGUGUAGUGAAUUUGCAGACAAUACCAGCUGAUGUGGAGGAAGCCUUACUUACCCGGGCCAUUAAAGCUUUCACUAAGAUGAGUUUGGAUUCUGAAAAUGGACCACAGGUUUACAACACUCUGAGAAAAGUAUUUAAACAAAUACUGGAAGCAAAAAGAAAGGAGGCCAAAAAAGAAACAGAUAACCUCUCUUGAUGUUUACACAGUUAUGCUGGGGACUUCAGUGGUCCUGUCAAAUUAUCUUUCAUUUACCAGCUACAGUAUUUUGUGCUAAUUGGCAUGUAUUGACCAAAUUUUAGUUUUAGUUAAAGAACUUUUUUUUUAAAAAGGGAGCUGUAGUGAGCCUUAUUCCAUUUACAGCUUUAAAAAGUUGAUAUUUUAAUGAGCUGCUACUGUGUGACUGUACUGUAGCAUUUGGUUUGAAGCAAUAUGCUUUUAUAUUGUGAACUCUGUUUUAAAACUGUAUUUAUUGAUUUAGAAGUCUCAUCAAUAAGCUAUAUUUUUUUAUGGUAAACAAUUGCCACAAUGUCAGUGCCAUGUUACACAAUUAUUUAAUGUAUUAAUGUUUACAUUAAUGAUACUUCAUUUUACUUUACAGUGAAUAAAUACUGACAACAUUCUGAUGUAUUUAUUGGGUUCUUUGGAAAUCUUAAAAUAAGAUUAGUUGUAGUAGUAAACAAAUUUGUAGGAAAAAAUUCUCUAUAAAUAGGCUGUAGUAAAUCACCACGUCUUAACGUUGUUUUCUUGUGUCAAAAAA
This is a messenger RNA of Chelonoidis abingdonii (Abingdon island giant tortoise), 3008 nucleotides long. RefSeq names its product protein tyrosine phosphatase domain containing 1 (gene PTPDC1). NCBI's taxonomy places the organism in Eukaryota, Metazoa, Chordata, Testudines, Testudinidae. The record is from RefSeq and is a predicted model, not a curated record. Gene Ontology annotation, molecular function: protein tyrosine phosphatase activity. Gene Ontology annotation, biological process: protein dephosphorylation; cilium assembly.